Exophiala xenobiotica is the source of this 6605-nucleotide messenger RNA. RefSeq lists its product as uncharacterized. Bases 122 to 6214 code for a protein of 2030 amino acids. Gene Ontology annotation, molecular function: guanyl-nucleotide exchange factor activity. Gene Ontology annotation, biological process: regulation of ARF protein signal transduction. The record is from RefSeq and is a predicted model, not a curated record. The transcript has 2 exons. Lineage: Eukaryota; Fungi; Ascomycota; Eurotiomycetes; Chaetothyriales; Herpotrichiellaceae.
CCAGAUCUCAAACAGCCCAGCGGCCUGAACGACUGCCAUGCGUCCGAUGCAUCUCGCUAUUUUACAACCAUCCUAACUACCCCUUCUUGCUCAUCGAAGUUGUUCCUCAUUUUCCGGCCAAAUGGCUGGCGUCGAAAGUGAGCCCCAUCAAGCCGACUCCAUUUCUGAUCGCGACCCGCAUCCGCAGAGUGUCUCGGAGGAUGGAGUGGAAGAGACGGAGCACGAAAACACUGCAGAACAACUUUCUACUGAAGCAGAUGCAAACCAUGCGGUCACAAUAACAGUGCAAGACGCGGACGCCGACCAGGGUGAGGAUGACGGCGAGGAUAAGACGCUGGCAGAUGAGCCGCAGGACCAAGUAGGCGACCGUGAAUCAGAAGAUGAGAGAACAACAGCGACAGAGUCUCAAUCAGGCUCCGGGGAGGUGGCUGAUCUUCACGAACAACUAGGGGGUUCCCCAUCCGAUACUACGGCCGACCAGGAUGCUUCACAGAUUCCGCAAGAACUCAAGGUGGAAACCACGUCGACGCCAUCACAAGACGACGGCGCUUCCCUACGCCAGCAGGAGGCACCUCCAGACGUCCGGCCCGUAAGGUCUGAUUCAAGGUCCACAACCCUAUCACGUCCUUCACCAGUCAACUCUACAGUCUUCGUUGUCAGCGCGUUGGAGACUAUUGGCGCAGCCAAGGAGGUGCGCAGGAACAAAGAAUUCACUGAUGCUGUCCAAGCGGCUCUGGCAAACGUCAGAAAUACUGAGCAAGCAGUCAACCCCGAAACCAUCUUCCGUCCGUUGCAGAUGGCCACAAAGUCGUUCAACGUGCCCCUGCAGGUGACCGCUUUGGACUGCAUUGGCAAGCUGAUUAGCUACUCGUACUUUGCAUUCCCAGCUGUCGCGACAAAUAAUGCAGGUGGGGCAGAUACACCGCCGCUGAUCGAGAGGGCUAUCGAGGCCAUUUGCGACUGUUUUGAGAAUGAAGCGACCGCCGUCGAGAUCCAGCAGCAAAUUAUCAAGUCCUUGCUCGCAGCAGUACUGGAUGACAAGAUAGUAGUGCAUGGUGCUGGACUUCUGAAAGCUGUCCGCCAGAUAUACAACAUUUUCAUCUAUUCCAAGUCUAGCCAGAACCAGCAAGUCGCCCAAGGUUCGCUACUGCAGAUGAUCGCGACAGUUUUCGAGAGGGUCAGAGUCAGAAUAGACGUCAAAGAGGUUCGUCUCAGGGAGCAUGCGUCGAAGUCUGAGGAGACGCUGCCGAGCGAUGCGACCAUGUUCGAACAUGCUGGACUUAAUGGUUUGACUGAACAGGUGGACACUCCCGAUCAAGGAACUCCGCCUCAGCUUUCAGAAGGAUUAACGCAACCCCAGGAGAAGCUGACUUUGCAAAGCUUCGAGAAUAACAAGCACCUCGAUGAUGCGGUUGUCGCCGAUUCAGCACCUACGACAGUCACACGAGCCAAGCGGGAGCGUAACAAUACCCGUUCCAGCUCCGGACCUGUUGGGAGAACAAGUCUGCAGGAAGACCGUGACGAGGCCGAGGAAGAUGAAGACGACAUUUACAUCAAAGACGCCUUCCUUGUGUUCCGAUCGUUGUGCAAACUCAGCCAGAAAGUUUUGAGUCACGACCAGCAACAGGAUCUCAGGACUCAAAACAUGCGGUCGAAGCUCUUGUCACUGCACCUAAUCUAUCAUGUCAUCAACAACUAUACGGCGGUGUUCACUUCUUCUUUUUCGACUAUAAAGAGCGGCAACAAUGAUGAAAAUACCCCAUUUCUGCAGGUGGCCAAACCACAUUUAUGUCUCAGCCUUUCACGAAACGCAUCGAGUUCCGUAGCACGGGUAUACGAAGUAUGCUGCGAAAUCUUCUGGCUUUCUCUGAAACACAUGCGUGUUCUGCUAAAGAAAGAGCUCGAAGUCUUCUUGAAAGAGGUCUACCUUGCGGUGCUGGAAAGGCGAAGUGCACCUCAAUUCCAAAAGCAGAAGUUUAUGGACGUCCUAGAGCGAUUAGCGAAUGAUCCCCGAGCCCUUGUCGAAGUCUACCUCAAUUAUGACUGCGAUCGCACCGCACUGGAUAACAUGUACCAAGAGAUUAUUGAGCACUUGUCCAGAAUCUGCAGCAAUCCUGUUGUGAUAACAUCAGUGCAACAACAUCAGUACCAAGAGCAACAAGCGAAAUCGCCCGCAUCACACUCCGAGUGGAACUCCAAGGGCUCUCUACUGCCUACCUUGACGACUUUAGCACUCAGUCAUCCACCGCCUCCUCCACCCCCGAUCGCUGUUGAAUACGCUCUCAAACAGCAGUCGCUUCGUUGUCUCAUUGAUAUCCUGACGUCGCUGGACAAUUGGUCCAGUCAGGAUUCUCCUGAUCGACCUAAUGGAUCGCGUUAUCCAGCUUCGAAAGGGUCGUUCGAGGACUCAAGAGAAUCUCUCGACUAUGGCGAGAAGCCUCCACCAUCGCCUCGAAUACCUAGUUUUGUCUCCUCCUCUGGCGUGUCCACUCCCGUAGCGGAAGAUGAUCCUGACGAGAUCGAGAAAGUCAGGCAACGCAAGUCUGCUCUAAACGAGGCAAUAAGACAAUUCAAUUUCAAACCCAAACGGGGGAUCAAGGCCCUUUUAUCUGAAGGCUUCAUUCAGACCAAUAGUCCGCAGGACAUAGCGAAGUUUCUCUACGGCAAUGACAGACUCGACAAGGCGAUGCUUGGAGAAUUCCUUGGUGAAGGCGAUGAGCAGAACGUCGCAAUCAUGCAUGCAUUUGUCGACCUCAUGGACUUUAGCAAGCGGCGCUUUGUGGACGCUCUCAGGCAAUUCCUGCAAAGCUUUCGGCUUCCUGGAGAAGCUCAAAAGAUCGAUCGAUUUAUGCUCAAAUUCGCUGAACGCUACUUGACCGGCAAUCCGAAUGCUUUUGCAAACGCGGAUACCGCCUAUGUGCUUGGGUAUUCGGUUAUCUUGCUCAAUGUUGAUCAGCACAGUACAAAAAUGAAAGGACCAAGAAUGACAGUGGAUGACUUCAUCAAAAAUAAUCGUGGGAUUAACGAUGGUCAAGAUCUACCUGCGGAUUACCUGUCAAGGAUUUAUGAGGAGAUAGCCAGUAAUGAGAUUGUCCUGGCUUCCGAACGAGAACAUGCUGCAGACAUGGGUAUUGCAACUGCCGCUAUGCCAGCUGGGCUAGCCUCCAGGGCUGGCCAGGUUUUUGCAAACGUCGGAAGAGACCUGCAGAAAGAGAAGUAUGCACAAGCUUCCGAGGAAAUGGCCAACAAGACCGAACAGCUGUAUCGGAGCCUCAUCAGAGCACAGAAGCGAUCCGCUGUCCGGGAAGCCUUGUCGCGAUUCAUCCCGGCAACCUCCAUUCAGCAUGUCGGACCUAUGUUCAAUGUGAGUUGGAUGUCCUUCUUAUCGGCAUUUUCGAGUCAAAUGCAGGACGCCCAAAACCUCGACCUCAUCAAACACUGCCUGGAUGGCCUGAGAUUGGCCAUAAGGAUAUCUUGCCGCUUUGACUUGGAGACACCGAGAGUCGCUUUUGUCACGGCGUUGGCAAAGUUCACCAACCUGAGUAAUUUGAAAGAAAUGAUGGCCAAAAAUCUGGAGGCUCUAAAAGUCCUGAUUGAGGUCGCCUUAUCCGAAGGCGAAUUGCUGAAAUCUUCCUGGCGGGAGGUCUUAAUGUGUAUUAGCCAGCUUGAUAGGCUCCAGCUGCUGUCUACCGGCAUCGACGAAGGUGUCAUACCAGAUGUCACACGGGCAACCAUCCCGACACCUUCCAAUGCCAAGGACAACAACCGAAGUCGAAGGUCGAUGCAGGCUCCCAAACGUCCUCGACCAAGAUCUGCACACAGUUUCCGACCAGAAGUUGCGGACGAGACGAAGUCCACCGAUAUGGUCCGUGGUGUGGAUCGGAUCUUCACGAACACGGCGAAGUUGUCCUCGGAAGCAAUCGUGGAUUUUGUCCGAGCCCUCAGCGAAGUUAGCUGGCAGGAGAUCCAGUCGUCGGGCAACAGUGAGUCUCCAAGGACUUACAGCCUUCAGAAACUGGUUGAGAUAAGCUAUUACAACAUGACUAGAGUGAGAAUAGAGUGGACACGGAUAUGGGAAGUCUUGGGGGAGCAUUUCAACCAAGUUGGCUGUCACAACAACACCGCUGUCGUUUUCUUCGCGCUUGACUCCCUUCGACAACUUUCGAUGAGGUUUCUGGAGAUCGAGGAACUGCCCGGAUUCAAGUUCCAGAAAGAUUUCCUUAAACCUUUCGAGCAUGUCAUGGCAAACAGCACCGUCGUCAUAGUCAAAGACAUGGUGUUGAGAUGCCUCAUACAGAUGAUCCAAGCUCGAGGAGACAACAUCAGGUCUGGCUGGAAAACGAUGUUUGGUGUUUUCUCCGUUGCGGCCAGGGAGCAGUACGAGGCAAUCGUCAACAUUGCUUUCGACUAUACUACGCAAAUCUACAACACUCGAUUUGGUGUUGUGAUAUCGCAGGGCUCAUUUCCGGAUCUCAUCAUCUGCCUCACGGAGUUUUCUAAGAAUCUGAAGUUCCAGAAGAAAUCCCUUCAAGCCAUUGAAUUGCUCAAGUCGACGGUGCCUAAAAUGCUGAAGACUCCUGAAUGCCCCCUUUCGAGACGGCAUCGCAAAGCUGAGUCAGACACUUCCGGCAUUGUGGCAGGAGUCAAGCAGCCGACGUCGCAGACUGAGGAAGAACAGUUCUGGUACCCAGUUCUGAUUGCCUAUCAAGACGUGUUGAUGACAGGGGAAGAUUUAGAAGUUCGUUCAAGAGCUUUGAACUAUCUUUUCGAGACACUAAUCAGAUAUGGCGGAGACUUCCCAACCGACUUCUGGGACACUCUGUGGCGUCAAGUGCUCUAUCCAAUCUUCGUCGUCCUGCAAUCAAAGUCGGAAAUGUCCAAAGCUCCCAACCACGAAGAGCUAUCGGUGUGGCUGUCCACGACCAUGAUUCAGGCUCUUCGGAACAUGAUUACCCUGUUUACACACUACUUCGAUUCACUGGAACACAUGUUGGACCGGUUUUUGGAUUUGUUGACACUGUGUAUAUGUCAGGAAAACGACACUAUAGCUCGGAUAGGCAGCAACUGCCUACAGCAACUGAUUCUUCAGAAUGUCACCAAGUUCAAGCCGGAGCACUGGUCCCGGAUUGUGACAGCAUUUGUCGAACUGUUCAACCGCACUACAGCUUAUGACCUCUUCUCCGCUGCUGCCACCAUGUCUGAUGCGCGACCUACCCCCUCGACUGAUGGAGCUGACGGUCUGAGUAUUUCCGGGGCCGCAAUUGUCGAGACUCCGACAGCGAACGGCGCACCGACUGAAUUACCACUUGCAAGUCCUCCUUCGGAUGCUCAGGCGGAUCCUGUUGGUGCCACACCCGAAAUUCCUCACACUCAGACCACACACGAGCUGGAAGACUACCGUCCCCAAUCUGACAUGCAGGCUCCUGCGCCAGUAGUGACAGCUGCACGCCGACGCUUCUUCAACAAGAUCAUCACGAAUUGCGUUCUCCAAUUGCUUAUGAUCGAGACGGUGGCCGAACUCUUCUCCAACGAUUCCGUCUACGCUCAAAUUCCGUCACCGGAACUUCUGCGGCUUAUGACUCUGCUGAAGAAAUCCUACCAAUUUGCAAAGAAAUUCAAUGGUGACAAAGACUUGAGAAUGGCGCUAUGGCGGCAAGGAUUCAUGCGACAGCCACCCAACUUGUUGAAACAAGAGUCUGGAUCCGCCAAUACUUAUGUCAGUAUCUUGCUGAGAAUGUAUCACGAUGAGGGCGAGGAGAGGAGGUCAAGCAGGGAGCAAACCGAGGGAGCAUUGGUACCGUUGUGUGCGGACAUCAUUCGCUCUUUUGUCCUGCUCGACGAAGAAACUCAGCAGCGGAAUAUCGUUGCGUGGCGACCCGUAGUCAUUGAUGUGCUGGAAGGAUACACGAAUUUCCCCAAGGACAGCUUCCAGAAGCAUCUUGAUACCUUCUAUCCUCUCGCAGUCGGAUUGCUGGAGAAAGAAGUCAACAAUGACCUUCGGUCGGCUCUUUGGGGUAUGUUCCGUCGCGUUGGUGAGGUGAACUUUGGAAUGCCCGAGUUUGUCAUGACUCGAGGCCGAGACGGCAGUGUGGGCUCGACGAGGAAUGGUAGUGUAAGUGCCACGCCUACGAGUCCUGGGCAUGCCUCCACGACGUUCGGUUAUGGACCUCGUGGGAGGAGAGGGAGUAGAGCCAGCCGGACGGGACCAGUAUGAUUACCAGUAUAGUACCAUUACUGAUGGUACACUUUUCAUACCAUCACCAUUCCUUGGUACAGUACCUUACCGAGGUAAUAUUAAAAGUGUGAAGGCCAGGGCAGUUGAGUUAGGCUUCCUGUACGGAGUAGUAUGUACUACGGUAGCCACGGGGCGAAGACUUGAUCUGAUCCCCGACUUUGUUACACCUGGGCGUGCAUCGACUUGUGUUCAUCUUUGAGGUUGACAAUUCAAGGGGGGUUGGCAGAACAGGCCGUGGACUUCCAGUGGUGGAGUCAGCAAGCGGUACACGAAGCUCUGGCUGUGUUGUGUAUGAGAGAGGCAUUGAAAACCGCACGAAUUUUACAUUACAUGUACUCCGUAUUCGGGGCACGAUACUACUGUUAGGUAG